Chaetura pelagica (chimney swift) is the source of this 300-nucleotide messenger RNA. RefSeq names its product transmembrane protein 54 (gene TMEM54). The transcript has 3 exons. The record is from RefSeq and is a predicted model, not a curated record. Bases 1 to 300 code for a protein of 99 amino acids. NCBI's taxonomy places the organism in Eukaryota, Metazoa, Chordata, Aves, Apodiformes, Apodidae.
AUGUGUCAAGUGGGCCACCUCGACCCCAGCAGCCACCAAAGGGUCCUCAUGAAAACGGGCCUCAUCCUCCUCAUCAUCGGGCACCUCAACUUCAUCGCUGGUGGCCUCGUCCAUGGCAUUGUCCUCCGCUUUGUGGUCGACCCCCAGGACCCCAUCUCCCUGCUGUACGGUGUCACCAACGUCACCUCCGCCGUCGCCGCGCUGCUGGUCUCCUUGCAGGUGGUCCCUGUGGAGACCCCCAGCUCCGGGCAGUGCCUGGGCCUGCUGAGGCUGGACAGUGUGGAAACUGCCCAGCUCUGA